AUGGUUCUUGAAAUUGAUGUAAAAAUCCUAAAAAGUAAGGAAACUCUGCUUGAAAUACUUCCUAAAUUAUAUGAAGUUCUCCAAUCAGGAAGGACCUUAACAAUUUCUUGGCCUAAAAAUCAAAAAGACAUCUAUUGGGAACAUUUCAAAGAAAAUCAAAAGAUCAAGAAUUCAACUCAAUAUCAGAUUCUUCUUAAUUUAGUAGAUGCAACAUUACCCUAUCCAGAUCUAUAAAGCAAGAUGUAAUCACAAUAUUUCUCUGUUUAGAAUUGUAACUCUUGCCUUAUAUCAUGUGGAGCAAAAACAAUGUCUUGAAGUUUUGAAGCAUAUCAAGAGACUAUCUCAAAUGAAAAUACCUUAAUCUCUUAGACAACAAUACCUAUUUGCAUUGAAAUAUUUAAAAUAGAAUGUUAAUGAGAUCCAAGAAAUUGAAUAAGUAUAAAUAAUUAUUGAAAUAUUGCUCUACGAAAAUUAAAUAUCCAAAGAGGAACUCAAGCAAUUCUAUGUAUUGUUUAUUUAUUAAAUAUUCUAAGGAGCAAAAGAAAAUAGAUAUUGAAAAAAAUGAUUAAGUAAAUAUUUGGUAUGUUGAGCAAAUUUGGAAUUAUGAAAAGAAUAAUUUUAAAUUAUUAGAUAUAUUGUUUCAAUACUACUCUAAUUAAAACAAUCAUCAAAAGGCAGAAUAGAUAUUUAUAUCCUUCGCCAAUUUAUAGUACCGAUAGCAAAUUGGAUUGGAUUAAAUAUAAGGCGAAUUUGAGUAAUGUAAAAAGGAGUACGAAUAAAAUAUAAUUGAAAUUGAUACUUUGUCUACUAUUUUUGAAGAUAAAAAUCCCACUGAUGAAUCCUUACAAUAGCAAUCCCUAUUCUCUAUUACGAGACUGAUUGAACUGAAAUAAAAAGUGGGCUGUCCAAUAAUUGACAUGAUCUAUUUAUAUUAAAAAUAGGCAUAGAUUCAGAAAUCAAGGUCUGAUUUAGAUUUAGCCAUCAAAACACUUAUGCAUUGUUUAGAAUUAAUUAAAGCUGAAAAACUAAUUAAUUAUAAUUCCAGAAUCAUUUUAUUAGAAUCUCUGUGUUAUGAUCAACUUGGAGAUUAUUAGAGAAUUAAGAAUUUGCUAUAGGAGGCUCUCCAAUCCUUUUAGGACUCGAAUAUUUUAAAAGAAGAGAUUAAAGAUAAAUGUGAUCCGAAAAAAUUAAUUUACACCAAAAUGUACUUAGCCAGCACAUAUUAUAAAUUAAAAAACUUAGACAAAUCUCUGGAAGUCUUUUAUUAGGUGUUAAAGAUAUAAUUACAUGUAAUUUUAAUUGUUUUAUGAUAGGAAGACUAUGAAAGUCAUCUGAUUGGUUCUACCUAAAAUAAUAUAGCUUCAAUUUUAUUAAAUUAAGGAAAGUUUUUAGAAGCGAAAGAAAUGUGUGAAUAGGCUAUUGAAAACAUAGGUAAAAGGUUCACAGACUCGGAUCCUGUAAUGAAGAAAGUUAAGCAGCUCAAGGAGAAAAUAGAUGUCUCAGUAUCUUCACAAAAAACUUAAUGA
Paramecium octaurelia is the source of this 1526-nucleotide messenger RNA. The record is from the annotation of a GenBank genome assembly. Lineage: Eukaryota; Ciliophora; Oligohymenophorea; Peniculida; Parameciidae.